Messenger RNA from Phytophthora sojae, 996 nucleotides. RefSeq lists its product as hypothetical. Lineage: Eukaryota; Oomycota; Peronosporomycetes; Peronosporales; Peronosporaceae. The record is from RefSeq and is a predicted model, not a curated record. The coding region runs from base 1 to 996 and encodes 331 amino acids. The transcript has 2 exons.
AUGAGCGUCUACCCGCUAAGCGUCAGUGCGCCGUCAGACUUUCGUGAAAUGAGCUCGCUGGUGAGUAUUUCUAAUGCUAAUGUCAUGGAUCGAGACGUCAAGAAGCGUCGACGGUCGUCUCACUCCGAUAACGACGCGAUUGUCAACUUCAAUGGAGCCAAUCCACAGAGCAAGCCGAAGACAGCCAAGAAGCAAGCUGUCAGCGCUGCAAACGAGCUCCGGAUGCUGCGCGUGGAAGUGGCCUCCAUGGAAGAACAGCUACGCAAUCUGAAGCUCAAGUGGUCGUCGACGCAACCGGAUGAACGCACACUGGCGGCCGCGGCGAUUCAGACCGAGGCUACUCGCAGUGAACUGAAGCGCACGCUGUUGGAGCAGCAGAUUUUCUUCGCUAUGUUGCAGAGCGCAGUUCUCCGAGCACCGCUGCACUCGAUUGGGAAGGACAUCCACGAGAUGCUUCACAUCUCGGUCGUGACUCGGCAGACCGCGAGGAGACGCUCAAGGCGCAGUGCGCCUGGCGCACUACGAACGGGCUCUUACCACCAUACCAUCGAUCAUGAAUCACCUCACAGAAGUGGCGAUCAAGAAGGAAAUCGCAGAGAGAGGCCAGACUCGCCGGCGAUCUACUGGAGGUCGACUCUCAAGGGUGUUGGAAUGCCAGCCAUCGUGAACCACAUCGUUUGCUCCGAGCUCACGUCGUCUCAUGGAAUGCUUCACAUGGAUGCCAUCACACAUGACCCCCUGAAUCCAAUUCCGAUCGCCAGCCCGCUGCAGUUUGGUAUCUGCGGGUUGACAAUUACGCCUCGCAAGGAUUCUGUGAUGGGAAAAUUCACGUCGGUCACGCUGUGGUGGGCGGCUGUGUAUCGCUACAACCUGUUGCCGAAUGACCCUGCGCUUAAGGCGGACCUGGAGAUCGUCCCAAUUCUGAACGGCGACUUGAUCACUGCGUCAGUGUGCAGUUACCUUCAGGAGAACUCUGCCUGCAUCCGUGAAAACUAG